AUGGCAUCCUUCCAGAUCCAAGACUCUGACCUAACAGGCUUCCAGGGCAAAAUUGCCGUCGUGACGGGUGGGUCAUCAGGCAUCGGCCUCGCCACAGCUGAGCUAUUGGUCUCUCUAGGCGCACUAGUUGUUGUUGGUGAUAUUCAAGCACCACCGGCGUCUGUGGCUGAUUGUCACUUCGUCCAACUCGAUGUCAGGCGCUGGAACGAUCUUACGAAACUUUUCAAAUCCGCGAAAGAAAAGCAUGGUCGAGUUGACUUUGUAUUCGCUAAUGCCGGCAUUGGACCAAGGGCGAACUAUCUGGCUCUUGACGUCGACGAGAACGGCGAUCCAAAGGAACCAAAUGAGGACACCCUAGAUAUCAACCUGGACAGCGUGGUCAAGACCGUUACGCUUGCUACUCAUUACAUGAAGGACCAGGCCGAGGGUGGAUCUAUUGUCAUCAUGGGGUCCAGCACCGGCUUGCAUCCCGUCCGAGCAGUUGAUUAUUCGACGGCUAAAGCGGGUGUUCUAGGCUUUGGUAGGAGUUUCGCCCUUUUGGUGGAAGCUGCUGGUCUUCCUAUCCGUGUCAACACACUCGCCCCUUCAUGGACAGCAACUCAAGUCUUGCCCAAUCUGAAGGGCCUUCUAGAUGCGGUUUCAGAGAACUGCCAGUCUACCGCAGUGGUUGCCCGGGCUGCCGCAUAUCUGAUGGUGGACAAGUCUCGCCGCGGAGAUCUCAUCUUUGUCUGCGAUGGUAAAUACACAGAAAUCGAGAAAUCUGUGCUCGCGCCAGCGUAUGCAACCAUCAAGGGAGAUGGACCGAGUGACGACGCCGUACUUGCAAAGGUUAUGGCUCUAGGUAGUUAG
Messenger RNA from Alternaria burnsii, 849 nucleotides. RefSeq lists its product as uncharacterized. NCBI's taxonomy places the organism in Eukaryota, Fungi, Ascomycota, Dothideomycetes, Pleosporales, Pleosporaceae. The record is from RefSeq and is a predicted model, not a curated record. The coding region runs from base 1 to 849 and encodes 282 amino acids. The transcript has 3 exons.